Messenger RNA from Closterium sp. NIES-67, 1439 nucleotides. The record is from the annotation of a GenBank genome assembly. NCBI's taxonomy places the organism in Eukaryota, Viridiplantae, Streptophyta, Zygnematophyceae, Desmidiales, Closteriaceae.
CCCAACUCCAUCACCACCUCCAAGACCUCCUCUACCACCUUCUGGACUCAUCUUCGUCGCGGCUGAACCACGUUCAGUCCGUCUCCACCUCCACUCCGACUCGGAGUCCAAGUCACUCGACUCAACCAGCCUCUGGCGACUCCCAUCCAUCACCCAGUCUUCCCGCCAUAAACUCCCCGGAUCCGGCCGACAUUAACCGCCAUACUUCGAAACACUCUCUCCAUUCGUCGUGAAGCUCCGAGUCGUCGCGUUUACCCAUCGCCUCCUUCCUUCUCCGAGGAGUCGUACUCGGAAUUCCCGCUCCAUUUCUCAUCAUACGCGCUAUGGACGACUCGAUUCUCGUGAUGCUUCCUGACGGAGCCGUGCGCCUGUAUUCCGCCACGGGGCCCGGCGACCAGCCGGUCCUAGCAGACGCGGUUCUCACCGACUACCCGGGCUGCACGCUCGGCGUGUUAGAGGAAUGCCAGACGUCCCUGCCCGCCGACACGCCCUUGCACCCAGGCCACACGUACUACAUCACCCCGGGCGCGGCGCCGGACGUGCCAGUGCCCGUGGCGCCCCCCCGCGUUCAGCGCAGCGUGACCUCCCGCGACUGCCCCCGGCAACACCCAGCAGCUUAUAUCGCGGAUGUUGGCGUUUCUGAGGCUGGUGCGCUGAGCCUCUCCGAUGUCUCAGGCUCCCUUUCUAGCUCUCGCGUUUACACUGCAGAAGCAGCAGUAGCAGCAAUGAUGGCCGGCGAUAGAGCCGAGAGAGCCGCCGGAAACAGACCGGCAUCGUUCGAUUUGCCGCCAUUGUUCUGGGGCUUCGACUCUCCCCUCGCGUCGCCGUCCAUCCCCGGAUCCCCCAUUCACCAUCAGCGCCGGCUACACCCGCGUCGCUCGCUCGAGCUCACGCGCGGCUCGCAAAGCUGUUCGCACAGCCCCGUUGUGGACGGCCUAUCGUCGGGAUACCCUCUCUCAAUGAGAAGCGCUGUUCCGAAGAGUACCCGCCGCUCGUCCCUCUCGCGUCAUCUACGGCGCGACAUCCCCUGCGCGCGCUCCGCCCCCCCUGCGACGACCCUGACCGACGCCGCCGCUGCCAUCGCACUGUCGGAGUGCUCAAGGAUGUUUGCUAGUGCUGCGCUUGCUCCUGGUAGUCCGAGUGUGAACGAUGCUGAUGCUGCCGCGGCGUCGCCCAGCAGGCGGAGGCUGCGGAGGACGACGAGCAGGCGCGCCGUUGCUGACGCGUCCGCGGCUGUUGCGGCGUUCGGGAGCCCAUCGUGGGGGUCAGGCCAGUGCAGCGCGCUAAAGGAAUUCAGAGCGGAGAUAGGUGAAGUGAGCGGUGAGACGGGGUAUCAGACAGUGAACAGGGUGUAGGGUUUGAGUUGUGUUCGCAAGUUGUGAGUUUCGCCCCCGAGAGACCUGCCAAAUGGUGGACAAAAUGCACAUCACAUGAACUGU